Syngnathus typhle (broad-nosed pipefish) is the source of this 2628-nucleotide messenger RNA. RefSeq names its product pleckstrin homology domain containing, family F (with FYVE domain) member 2 (gene plekhf2). The record is from RefSeq and is a predicted model, not a curated record. Bases 1 to 729 code for a protein of 242 amino acids. Gene Ontology annotation, molecular function: metal ion binding; phosphatidylinositol binding. NCBI's taxonomy places the organism in Eukaryota, Metazoa, Chordata, Actinopteri, Syngnathiformes, Syngnathidae. The transcript has a single exon.
AUGGUUGACCGCCUGGCCAACAGCGAGGCCAACUCCAAGCGCAUCUCGGUGGUGGAGGGCUGCUUCGGGGCGGCGGGCCAGCCCCUGGCCAUCCCGGGCCGCGUCCUGAUCGGCGAGGGCGUCCUCACCAAGCUGUGCCGCAAGAAGCCCAAGGCGCGCCAGUUCUUCCUCUUCAACGACAUCCUGGUCUACGGCAACAUCGUGCUGCAGAAGAAAAAGUACAACAAGCAGCACAUCAUCCCGUUAGAGAGCGUCACCAUCGACACGGUGCCCGACGAGGGCGAGCUGCGCAACGGCUGGCUCAUCAAGACACCCACCAAGUCCUUCGCCGUCUACGCCGCCACCGCCACCGAGAAGUCCGAGUGGAUGAACCACAUCAGCAAGUGCGUCCAGGAGCUGCUCCAGAAGAGCGGCAAGGCGCCGGCCGGCGAGCACGCCGCCGUCUGGGUGCCCGACUCGGAGGCGGCCGUCUGCAUGCGCUGCCAGAAGGUCAAGUUCACGCCCGUCAGCCGCCGCCACCACUGCCGCAAGUGCGGCUUUGUGGUGUGCGGGCCCUGCUCUGAGAAGAAGUACCUGCUGCCCAGCCAGUCGUCCAAACCCGUGCGCGUCUGCCAGUUCUGCUACGGCGAGCUGAUGGCCGGCGGGCGCUCCGACUCGGUCGGCGGACGCGCCGGGAACUUCCGGGACAUCUCGGACGACGACGACGAUGACGACGACAGCAGCGACUGAUGGGGGCGGGGCCCCGCCCGCGCUGGUACCGUUUUUUGAACUGAGACUCUAAACGCCACGCGCGGGUACCGCCGCCGCCACGCACUGACUCCCGCCAAAACCAGGAGGCGGAGCUAAAAGUCAAACUAGUCAUUUCCAAAACAUGUUGGCAUUUUCUUGGGCCAUUAUUGAGAAAAUUCAGGGAAAAAAAGUGGAAUGUUGAAAAGGAAGAGUAACCUUUUACUUUUUCCUUUCUUUUUGAAGGGAGCAAAGUCAAGAAAAAAAAUGUAUUCAAGCAAUCUUCCCACAAGUUCAGUCAUUUUCUCAAAAGCAGUUGUACUUAUUCACAUUUUGCAAAUUUUUGAGAAUUCUAUAUUUCUAGAUGUCUUUAGAGACAAAAGCUGAUUUCUUUCUUUUUCUAUUUGGGGUGUCACCAAGUGGAUGCUUCCGAAAAGUCAGACCAUGCACGUGCCUACACUCGUCAUCACCUUUGUGCCUCGUACAACACACUAAACGCCUCUCCACCCGGACCAAGCACAAAAGAAAAGCAGCAAUUUAAUGCUUGCGAAAUGUCGUCUUGGCGACAGUUGCCAUGGCAAUUUAUAUCUGUUGGCAUUUUGAUAAAGCAAUAAGCACGAAAGCUUGUCCAUUUGUGGCUACGUAACGAUUCAACAAAAACUAAUGUACAGGAUUGUGGUCAGAUGUGGAUUUUUACUCGUAUUAGGGCGCCACCAGGAAAAGAAAAGUAAAAGUAGAUUUUUCAGAGAGAGAAAUUAGAAUUAACUGUAAUCUGAGUUUAGGAUUUUUUUUCUUAAGGGGCUUUACUUUUGUAAGAGUACGAUUCGUUUCUAGAAAAAGUAACCUCUGUAGAUUUGUUUAUUCUCAUGAGAUAACAUUUAUAUAAAAAAAAUAAGUUGCAACUUGUUAAAAUCAAACAAAUCUUAGAAAAAAUCUUAAUACAUUAGUCUUGAAUAAAAUUUACAGUUAAGAUUACAAUUGAAAAUUAAAUUUGUUAGUUUGUUUUUUCUUAAAUUAAAAAACCUCAAAUUUCUUCCCAUGUGGGAAUGAACUUUUUUCUUUAGAAAGUUUAAUAAAAUCUGCUUUAUUUUUGUAACACUAUUACAAAUAGAAUUAAUUCUACUCUAUGACUAAAUAUUGUCAAGAUUAUAACAUUUUACACACAAAAAAAAAAGCUUCUCCCACACACAAGUGAUGCUCUAAGAAAAAAACUAUUAAAACAUUUAUUCUUGGAAAAAACAGUACAGUGGCAAAAAAAAACUACUUUUGUAGGACUAUUAUUCUCAGAACACGGAAGUUUAAAAGCUGCUAAAGAAAGGGAUUUUUUUUUUCUUUUGACUAUUCUUCAUGUAAUAUUUGUUUCAAACAAAUCCAGUGAUGAGGUGCACCUUGGUGAUCCUUGGGCAUUUUUAUGACUGCCAUGUUGAAUUUCUAAAAAGACUUUGUUUUGUUGGCCGUCCAUCCUAAUAACAAUUCAAACCCAGCGAUUAUCAACGAGGGCUUUUAUGUUUAGCAUUAUUUUGAGAGCUGUCUUGUUGACACACUAACUGCUGGCGCGCUUCCUAAACGCUGCACCAAGGAAAUGUCAUCGUCCUUCCCCUCCGAAAGUCGCGAGGAGGCGGUUUCGGAGCUUCGACAAAGGAAAAAAAAGGCUGAUUUUGCUUGGAAUUCAGUUUUGUGUGUUUAAUGUUCUUUUGAGAUGUCUAGCGAGAAAAAAAGGGCUUAAUCGGAAUGUAAAAUGAGAUUAAUGAUGAUCACUAGUGCGUAUUAAUUUUUGUACAAGUGAGCAGCUGUACGUCUCUGCUUGUUUAAAAAGGAAAAAAUGUCAAUGUUGCUUGUUUGAGUUAUUUCACUUUUGAUUGCACCACUUUUUCUUUUUUAUUAAAGCGUGAUUCAAGUCCA